Zonotrichia leucophrys gambelii is the source of this 952-nucleotide messenger RNA. It is a transcript of the gene GPA33, whose product is annotated as glycoprotein A33. NCBI's taxonomy places the organism in Eukaryota, Metazoa, Chordata, Aves, Passeriformes, Passerellidae. Gene Ontology annotation, cellular component: plasma membrane. The transcript is spliced from 7 exons. The record is from RefSeq and is a predicted model, not a curated record. The coding region runs from base 53 to 952 and encodes 299 amino acids.
CCAGCCUCCUGGAGAUUACAAGAAGAGCACCUUGAGGUGAAACAAAGGAGGGAUGAGGGGGACGGCGAUGAAAGGACUUGGGCUCCUCAUUUUCAGUGCAAUUCUGGUGUCUGCUCAUGCCCUCACUGUGGAAGCACCUGAGAGGCAAAUCCAAGUGGCAAGAGGAAGAAAUGCUACCCUGCGCUGUAAUUUUAAAACAAACUCAGCUGUUGACAGAGGAGACCUGGUUGUCUGGAAGAAAAUCGAUAGCAAGGUUGACGCCGUGACGCGCUACUUCGACGGGCUGCUGCAGUACGGGGAGGGCUACGACCACCGCCUGCAGUUCAAUGGCGACGUGGCCGGCGGGGACAUCAGCGUCACCAUGGGCGCCGUCACCAUGGAGGACAACGGCACCUACGUCUGCAGCGUCCGCCUCCGCGCCGACCCGCCGCGCCAGGCCGCGCUCGUGGACCUCUUCGUCCUGGUUGCACCAUCCAAGCCCGAAUGCAACAUUCUGGGGACACCAGAAUAUGGACAGACAAUCAACCUGACCUGUGCUUCUCAGGAGGGCUCCCCAGCGCCCAAAUACACCUGGAAAAGCUUCAAUGUGCAAAAUGAGCCCCGUGCGCUAGCAUACACAGAAGGGCAACAAAUCACUCUGAAGAACAUCUCAGCAGACACCUCUGGCUUUUACAUCUGCACUUCAACCAACAUUGUGGGAACGGAGUUUUGCAACAUGACAGUCAGCAUUGUGCCACCAUCCAUGAACAUAGCUCUGUAUGCUGGCAUCAUUGGGGGAGUUGUGGCUGCCAUUGUGGUGAUUGGGAUCAUUGCCUACUUCUGCUGCUGCCGGGAAAGCAAGGACACCGACUACGAGAUGACGGCACAAGAAGACAGAAAUGAACCCUCCAGGCAGAUGCCACCAAGGCAUGAGAACGAAGGGGAGUAUGUGGAGAGUGAGGAGAAUGAAUGA